AGGUGAUGGAGGCUUGCAUUGAAGGCUUUCAUUCCUCAUUCUUCCGACCAUUUUCAACACCAUCUGUAAAAAAUCGCCUUCUCGGGUAGGCUUGUUGAAAUUCCAAAAGCUUUGAUCUUCACCGAUAAGGUUCAUCAUCACAUUCGUUUGGCAUCUACGUCAGGGAAUGCUUGAGCUCCUCGUGUGUGUGUGUGAGAGUGUGUCGAUCACGGCAUUUCCAUGAGAAUGAGCGAGCUCAGAAUGAGUUGAGCACCGAAUCCAGAUCCCACACGCAAAAGUCGUCGACAAGUGUAGGCACAAUUUGUCACUUCUUGUGGGAGAUGGUCGUCGCGGCUUCUGCGGCAGAUUUACAGACGGCGCAACGAUUCCCAUCCAUCCAGUCGACAUUGUACAGUGUGAUCCUCGUCAGAAGCAUCGAUCCAUCAGCGCACAUCUCAUCAUGGCUACUACGUGUACGUCAUACGUCGAUACGUCACCUUAUCCGGUGAUGGCAAAUGAGCAUCCAGUUCCGAGCUUUUGUUUUUCAUGGCAAGUUGCAGACGCCACUCGCUCGCUUUUGCUGAUCACUCUUUCCAAGUCAAGGUUUCCCUCGCGUCGCCUCUUUCUGCACAUCGUCCCUUCGGUGCUCGUUAGCUUCCGCGAGUACAUGUCAUCUCUUCGUGCCAUCCGUCAUUCAUAUCGUGGUUUCUGAUUAAAAGUGGACGCAGUCGUUAGAGGAUUCGCAGAUACAUCGAGGCAGUUAUAAAGCUCAAAUCAUGGCCACAAAGUUGUCGACGAUGUAUCUUUUCCCCACUCCUUCUGCACUGUGUUUCGUCAUCUGCCUUCAUUUAGACAUGGCACAAUGUUUAGUCCACAUUUAUUCUCGACUUCAAUCUGUCGGUUGCUCGCUUUUAGCCACGAGAGUAGCACAUCGUGGCUGCGCCACAUGGCUAUAUGUCACAAAAAUUCCAUGCUGAUGUAUCUCGUGGCAAAUGCUGAGAUGUUAAUUAGUGUGUUUUAAAACGCACACGUCCUUCACUAUGAUUUGUACUCUCAUGCAUCAUGCACGUUUUAAUCGAUCGAUACUUCAGAUAUGGUUCUUUGGAGCUAAUCGAAUCGAUAAAAUGGGAAUUUCUUAACCUCUAAUUUGGCUACGGUCGAUGUGUGGAUUCGGGGGCUUAUCUGUGAGUAGAAGGUAUGGUAUGUACACAAGUACGUACAGUACGUGCCCGUCGGAUUUGGUUGUAUCUGAUACAUAUCCCAUGCUUGCAAAGGAAGUAGGGAGCCCAUGGUCCUCGCACGCUUUGAAUGGCCGCCGUUCUUCGAGGUUGCAGAGCUUGGAACAACAAAUUGGUUUGUUUACUGCUACCCUGAGUCACUCAUUCAUUCAUUCCAUGUACCAAAAAGUCAAGAAAGUUGGGAGUGAUGUCUUCGAUGAGCCGGCUUCUGGCAACCACUGCACGAGGUUACAUGCAACAACGAGUCCGUCGUGAGGCGUGAGGCUCAUGGCGAAGGCUUUUGCAUCUCACAAUGUGCCGUCCUAGAGUCUACUGCUCGGUCCUACAUCUGAAUCGGGCAUCAAGAAUUGGAGAAGACUAUCUGCACCUCCUGGCCUCACACUGCAUCAAGAGCUGUGCAGAGAUUGACAUCGUCACAGCCAAAUCCAUAUCCUCGGCCCAUUAUAAUACUCAUGUAUAACAUCACCCUCAGAGGAUGCGCCGCAAAAGAUUCUGAACCCGCCUCCCAUUCGUUCGGUCUCCUUCUCACCAACCAGAAUCGGGGUCCUCGGGCGGAUGGAACGUGUGUCCAAUGCGCCCAUCACAGGCUCGGAGAGAAGAACAGAGCACUGUGUCCCGGGCAGCAGUGCUGUGCACCUGUACAUAGAGUGCAGAUCUGUCCCAAAAUCCUGAGGCUUCGGUAAUAGUUCUGGUCCGCAUGCAGUCCCGACUGAGGCCAACUCGCACACUGUCGUGUUGGUGGUACGCGGGGAAGGCGUGCACAAUUUCCAGCACCGAAGUGGAAUGUGUGUUGCCUUCGUGACCGAGUUGGAGUCGAUGGGGUGCAAUUUGCUGCCUGCUGUUCAACUCCCAGCGCUUCGAGUCGUCCGAUCCGCUCAUCGAAGACUACAGUCACGCUGUCUCUGCGAUUUCACCUCCCACCACGCCGCUGCACAGUCAGAGGCAAUAGAGCCGUCGAGACCGUGAGGAACAAGAGGAUUGAUUCCCUUUGUAAGUACUUGUGAAUCACAGCGAUCCCCAGCUAUGGCGCUACGCUAUUUGAUCGUCCUCGUCAGGAGGGCUUAUUGAUUUUAUAAAGCUCUGCCCGUAUGCUGAGUAGUGAUUGUGGAACAGAUCACGCCUUGCUGCUCUGGGGCUUUGGGUACUGGCAUCGGUCCCCGAAGGUGGGAUCUGCUUGCGAAGCUGUAGCUCGGUGACGAAGGCGUUGAUUUGUCCCGUUUUUACAUGUAAACUCGCGUAGAGCUCGGAUUUCGUUCGAAAACAUGACAUCAAGUGGAGUCAGUGACAUGCGGGACUGUAAGUAAAUUAAAGAGGAGACUGUGUCAAAAUCGACUGGCAACCAGAAAAGAUAUUUGCUGGUGGAUUGUGGAGAAAUCGAUGCGGGUUGACGGUUCUAGUCCUGCGUUUCCAUCGGAGGAUAAGAACAUACGAUCUUGGAUUCUGUGCCUGGAUGUGGCCUGCACUGCAGAUGAACAAUUUUCUUGCAAACAGUAUUCUGUGAAACGAGAAGAAGGAACUCUAGGAUUCCUUGCCAGAUCCUGUCUGACGGUUUGUGAGCGGUAGCUUAUGGCACUGUGCUCGCGUUGAUUUUUAAAUUCUGGUUUUAUUGCUGUCGGUUGUACUUCGAGCUCACCUUGAGAUCUGCUUCUGCGCUGUUUCUUGUUCCGGUAAUGUGUUCUCUCUCGGUGUACUUCGACAUUGUCUCGUACAAAUGCGACUCUUUGGGAGCACCGUGCUUCACCACACUUUCAACUUCUCUGACGUGUUCCGUCUUUAAGCUAGGCACGCAAAAAUAUAUCUUCCUAUGAAAGCAUCAGCGACUGCAUUGCUCCACUCGUCACAAUUGAUGUUCGUCAGAACAGUGGAACGAGGGGCCAAGAAGAUAACAAUGCGUGCGAAGGUUCCACCCCAUGUUUUCAUAUACUGGACGGGAAGCAGACGCCAAUGAAAUCAGUGGGAAAAUUGUCUCACAGCACCUACAAUAUAAGAUAUAAAAACAAUCGGCAACUCACUGAACUUUGCUUCAGUCGACCCCGUGCAGUUAUCAGCUUCGCCUUGCCUGCAUCUAGUAGAAAAAGCUGAGAGUCGUUGUUAACGAUGAUGAAUGUCAUAAAAGAUGCUCACACUGACGGGCCUCCCCUCAUUUUUCACAGGAUUUGGCAAUACGAAGAGACGACAUGUUAACAUCUGUAAUG
Messenger RNA from Marchantia polymorpha subsp. ruderalis, 3412 nucleotides. The record is from the annotation of a GenBank genome assembly. NCBI's taxonomy places the organism in Eukaryota, Viridiplantae, Streptophyta, Marchantiopsida, Marchantiales, Marchantiaceae.